Molecule: messenger RNA, 327 nt
Organism: Striga asiatica
Lineage: Eukaryota; Viridiplantae; Streptophyta; Magnoliopsida; Lamiales; Orobanchaceae
Source: the annotation of a GenBank genome assembly
AUGAAGUUGGACAGAGUACAACACGAUUCAUAUCGUGAUGCGUGUUUUUCUCUCGGUCUGGUGGAGGACGACAAAGAGUACAUUGAAGGGAUUAUCGAGACAAGCCAGUGGUCGAGUACCAAUUCGUUGAGAAACCUUUUUGCUACUUUGUUGUCUUCUGAUACUCUCGGUCUACCGGAGUUCGUGUGGGAUUCAUGUUGGCCUUACCUAUCGGAUGAUAUAUUAUAUAAUCGUCGGAGGGAUUUACAGCACCCAGAAUUGGUUUUGAGAGAUGAUGAAGUCAAGAAUCUGGCAUUGGCGGAGGUUGAAAAAAUUUUGCGCAGACAU